CGGGCCCCGGCGGCACCAGCGGCCCCACAACGCCGUCGGCCUCAAUGAAGUGCGCGUCGAGUGGGCCCCACCGGCCGAAUCCGCCGCCGCCAUGAGGCUACGCCGGCGGCACGAAGACACCGCCACCACCGCGCAUGGACUGCUGCUGGCCACGCUCCUGGCCACGCUGUGCGACACGGCCACCGGACAGAGACUCUUCUACCAAACCGGGCGCUCGGAGGCGGACCUUCCCGAGUGCGGUCCACGCGCCGUCUGCAACCGCGUGGACACCUACGGCACCCCCUGGGUCGAGAGACAGUGUCGCUGCCCCAACGACGCCCCGUGCCCGCGAGGCCUGGACGCCGACGACGGCUACACUGUGCGGGACAAGUGGCGUUUGCUCAAGACGUGCGAGCCCGUGCGGGACCUGCCCAGGUGCCGCUACUUCAGGGACGCCGUGUGGACCGUCGAGGCGUCGCCCGGAAACGGAACCAUGCGGCAGACGGUGCACUGUCUCUGUCCUGGACCUUCAGUGGCCUACAUCUUCAAGCAUCGGCCGCAGAAUGAUCCCAGGACGCCGCUGCGAUACACAUUCGCCUGCUCACCUAUCAGCCGUCUGCGCUGUCAGCGCAAGGAGCCGUGCCGGCUCUUCACGGUGCGCAAGCGUCCCGGUGUGGAAGAGGUGAACGCCAGCACCCUGUGCCAGUGUCCCCGGGGCUGGAGGUGUCCGAGCAAGCACACGGACGCCGUGCCGGGGGCCCGCUACGACAGGGUCCGGACCUACUCCGCGUACUGCACGGGACCCCAGUGACGACGACGAAACGCCGACAACUUCCCGCCGGAAGGCCAACAAGUAGACGGAAGGAGAAAGACACCCCCAGAAGGGCAAUGAGCCAAAUCGACAGCCAUAUCGCCCUUGGACUCGUUCAGGGAAAGACGCCGACGCCAGUAGCUUUCGUAAAGGAGGGCCACGUUCGAGAGGCCGUUGUGAGCUCGGUUCAUGCACGGACGGGUCAUUGGACAAUCACGUUUCUUUUUUCGCCCAAGUCGCAAAAAAAAUCACGACUCCCGCCAACUUAAGAAAAACAAAAAAAAAUUGCAGUGUUAUUUAGCGUUAUGAUGUGACGCUAUUCUUCAGAACCCGCAGGGCGACUUUCAGAACACCUUAAUUAAUCGACAUAAAUUCCGUCUGCAACAUUUCAUUUCAGCGAGGCGAAAAAAAAAAAAAAAAGGUACAACAAUGCUGACGACGCGUAAGAACAUAAACAUGUCCGAUGGCCCAGGUUGCCCAAAGACAACCACAACGAAGAUUCUCCAGUUGCCACCACCCAUCAGCGCGAGGAGCGGCUCUCAGACCAGUGAACACAAUGGAAUGAAACGUGGCACCCGGGUUCAAUUUUCGACCACCGGAAGAGUCACCAAGAUAGUGACAAAAGUUCUGAGACACGCGUGCAGUGCACCCGGGCUCGAGUUCCACGAGACCGCGACAGAUGCUUCUCCGCUGAGUGGAAGAGAGAGAGAGAAAGCUGUACUCUCAACCGGUUGCGCCCCAGGCAGCGACCCCCUGCUGUAGAUAGUGUUCCCGCUUCCCCCCGUGUCUUCCUGUACAGAUGUAAAUAGGUAGGAACGAUAAACAAUAAAGCAUCCAAGAAGGAG
Molecule: messenger RNA, 1635 nt
Organism: Ixodes scapularis (black-legged tick)
Lineage: Eukaryota; Metazoa; Arthropoda; Arachnida; Ixodida; Ixodidae
Gene: aos
Product: protein giant-lens
Exons: 3
Coding region: 92-790 (232 amino acids)
Source: RefSeq, a predicted model, not a curated record